UAAUAUACAGUAACAGCUGAUUAUUUAGGUGCACUGUGAGUUUAAUCGCGGACCGUGUCGUUAGUGGGAGUAGCCCCGUGGACCAAUGCUGCCAUUUCCUACUCUGACGUAAUAUGGAAUUGAGAGUGGACAUAGUUUUAUUAUAGUAUACUAAGUGCAAUAUUUGUUAGUAUAAAUAAAAGAUGUCUGCCACCGCAGUAGCAAGAACUACCAUCCCCGGACCGACCACUAACCCCUACAUGGAUGCGGAGGACCAGUAUGCAGACGACAACUUCAGCACGACCUCCACCCAGCUGGACACCUACUCCAAUUACACGGUCAACACGGAGACGCCCAUGUCGCGCCUCAGUCGGUAUGGAUUCAAGAUCCGCUCCUCGUCAAGUUUUCCCAGCAUCCUUAAUCUUUACAGCGAACCAAUCAGCGAGGAGAUGCCAAGAAAGAAAGAAAAGAAAAAGAAGAGAACAAAAAUCCGCUAUUCGGAGAGUGUUCGAUCUAAAGGUGCUAACCUGGAAAACUUAGCGUCAGAAUCCCGGCGGACAACAGAGCGGAGGAAUAUCGCGCGCUUAUCUGAGGAUGUUACCUCGACUCAGGAUAGAAGGGAAUACGUGAAUCGUGCAAUCCGAAUCGAGGCUGUGGCGCGCGAGCAGAUGGAAAGGUAUGAAAAAUACAUCAAGAAACUCCAAGACAAAGUGGAGAAACAGAGGGAAGACAGAAGAGUUAGCGAGGAGGAAAUGUCCAGGAGAAUCAAGGCCCGCGAGGAGGAGGAGCGGUUACGAAUGAGCAUCAAGAAGAGACCGAAACAGGAACUAGUCAACGAACUGCCGUAUGUCAAACGCCUCCCAAAGUCCAAAAUGAGAAAGGUUGUUCGACUCUCGGACGAUCUACAGAAAAAGGGAGUUCUUAAAACCCAAGGUGACGUAGACAAAUUCUGGCAGGACUUCGGACAUUCCGGUGUAGGACAAGAUAUUAUCAGAAAGGACCCCAGUAAAGAAGCUGACCAAUCUCCUGAAGACUGGACAGGCAUUCGACGAAAAUCAAAACCCAAGAUAAAACUCGGCAGACAUUUAGCACCAGAGAGUCCUGACAAAUACAGCGAAGCUAGCAUACCGCCGCGAGGUCACACCAAACAUCUCGCGGAGGAAAUCUUAACGGCACGUGACAAACACGACCCAGAAGGACUCACACCGGAAGUGAAAAAUCCUGACAGGAGAAGUAAAUCUCGACACAAGAAAAACCUGCCCCCUAUUGAUAAAAAGAGAGACAAAUCAGAGAAAAACCGGAAAAAGGCAAAAUCCUGGCCCGACCGUGACCCGAACGUGGAUCUCGACGCCGACAAGAAAGAUAUUUUAGCCAACGAAGUCUAGCCCGCAAAUGAAGUGAAUCUAACCUCGACAAGCAAUAUAAGGAAUUCGGACGUACAUUUAACUGUUUAAAGAUGGACCGACAACCUAUAGAACAAAGUGACAAUUACUCCGCAAGGCUGUCUUUACAUUAAAGAUGGUUUGGAUUUUGGAGAUCCAGAGCAGAGAUUGUGAUCAACUUUUUUUUCAACUUUCGAUAAUAGAAAAUGAAAUUCUCCAAACUAAUUCCAUUUUAAAUGUGUUCUGUUCAUUGAAUGAAACAAAUGAUCAUUGUGUUAGUAUACUGAAAAUAAAUUACUGAUCAAUCUACUCAUUAUAAAAAAGUAUAUAUAAUAUAAUUUUUCAUGAGUAAUCUUUAAUACUGUACUAAGGCUAGCCAUAUAUAAGUUGAUAACGGUUAACCAUGAUGAUCAUGAUGAUACGCACCAUUUUAGUCCAAUCUAUUUUGAGGCAACCCCAAUCAUAGAGAAGAGGCCCCACAGAGUUAGCGAGGGGUCAUAAUAUGGGAUUAUUUUUCUAACAAAUCUAAAAUUUUCUUUAAAAUCUAAAGGAAAGUGCUUGAAAAGUUGCUCUGGUGAGUGUUGUGGCCCAUGGGCAUCUUUUUUGGUACCCCCCUCCCCCCUCCCCC
Messenger RNA from Saccostrea cuccullata (small rock oyster), 1989 nucleotides. Its product is annotated as calponin homology domain-containing protein DDB_G0272472-like. The coding region runs from base 183 to 1364 and encodes 393 amino acids. The transcript has 9 exons. NCBI's taxonomy places the organism in Eukaryota, Metazoa, Mollusca, Bivalvia, Ostreida, Ostreidae. The record is from RefSeq and is a predicted model, not a curated record.